GUCUGACAGCAUGUUUGACAGUCAGAAAGAUGCUGCUGUUCUUCCAAACUUGCUAAACCCUGUUUUUACUAUCAUUUGUACAAAAGACGUAUUCUGACUGUGAAACCUGAGCCAGGGCCCAAAUAUAGCCCCACACAGUGAGCAGUUAGAGACCGGGACAGAUGGGACAGCAGGCCACUGCAGAGGCAGUACGCAAUUGGACCCUGAACCUGAGAGUUCCUGCUGACUGUCUGACCAAUAAGGCUGCUCUUCUGGAAAGAGAAGCUUCUUUUUGGCUCAUUCUUACUUCAUAAACGAGACAAAACUGGAACCGCAAAACGAAGAGAACGCAUUUGGAAAAAAAGCUCACUUGAAGAAUGCAGGACGGGAGUUGGAAUCAGCCACUCCCCAUCUCUCUGCUGCUGAAGGACCCGGCAGGAGGCGGGAUUUUGGAGGGUGAUGGGGGGGUGUUUUCCGAGGCAUCCUCUGAUGGGGAACUCUACAUGGACUCCAUGACAGAGCUGGAUUCUGGAGAUGGGGACUUUGCAGAUCUUACUGCCUUCUUGAGCGUAGAGGAGAUUAAUCGUAGUCUGGACCUGGCCUGGGAGGCUUUUGGUGACACAUUUGAAUCUGAAGAUCUAGGUCCCCCUAAUCCUACUUCUCAAGAGCAGGCUCUCCAACCUAUUCCUCCCCUCCCUACACCCACCCAGACUACUGAAAACCUCACCACGAGCCCAAACCUGCAACACCAGACCAAAGCCCCCUCCCCAGAUGACAAUGUAGCAGUUAAAGUCUCCUCCGGUCAGAACGCCCCCCUCAGCAAUCCUGCACAGGUGUCCAAUGAGGCUCCGUUCUCUGUUGAGAAGGUGGUCUGCCACAAACCCAUCCAGCCAGUUUAUAAGCAGGAUAAACCCAAGCUGGUUCAUGAAGGCCUUGAGCUGAAUGAUCGGGCAUCUUCAGCCACGGAGUUCUGUAGCCGAGCUGCCACCUUCAUCGAGGAGCUUUCAUCCAUCUUCAAAGGUUCUACUCAUUUAGAGCAGCAGAUGGAGGAGGACUCCUCCUCUCCUGAUAGUGGUUAUCUUUCUCCUAAUAGCCAGCGGCCAAUCCCUCAGGGCUCAGUCUCUGCUCCCUCUCUGCCUCCCGGCCAGCAAGAGCAGACACAGUUCAGCCAGCCAGCCAUGGGCCCUCCGCCUGGAGGUCCGGUGGGAGUGGCGAGUUCUGCAAGGUACCAACACUCUGGAGCUCCAGCCACAUCUGGACCCCUGUCACCUCCGUGCUUCCUCCAGAAGCUGAAGAGUCAGGAGGUGGCAGAGGGGAGCCCCAUCCGUCUGGAAUGCCGAGUUACAGGAAACCCUCAGCCACUUGUCAGGUGGUUUUGCGAAGGCCGUGAGCUGCUCAGCUCUCCUGACAUACAGAUCAGUAGGGAUGGUGACCUGCACACACUGGUGAUUGCAGAAGCCUUUGAGGACGACACAGGACGCUAUACCUGCGUGGCCUCCAACAGUCUCGGAGCAGACAAUACCUCUGCUGAGGUUUACAUUGAAGGAGCUUCAUCAUCAGACUCAGAAGGAGAAGGAGCAUCAAAGUCCAGAUCAGGAACCAUGCCUCAAGUGCAGAAGAAGACCACUUCAAUGUCCCUGACAAUACGGUCAUCAUCACCCAAAACCCCUGAGGUCCUUCCUCAUCGCUCCACGCUGGUCCAGUCCCUGUCUCAGCCCCCGCAGCGAAUGCAGAGCCCGGUGUCAUCACUGUAUGGUGCUGAUGUGUCAGGUCCUCCUAUAUUCACCAAGCUGUUGCAGGAUGCCCAGGCAUCCGAGGGCCAGGUGGUGGUUCUGGAGUGCAGGGUCCGUGGUAGUCCUCCUCUGCAGGUCAGAUGGUACCGCCAGGGAGAGGAGAUCAUGGACUCCCCAGAUUUCCGUAUUCUCCAGAAAAAGCCUCGAUCUGCAGCUGAGCCAGAGGAGAUCUGCACUCUGGUCAUUGCUGAGGCCUUUCCAGAGGACGGAGGUCUGUUCUGCUGCACUGCUUCCAACCCGUACGGCUCCAUUAACAGCACAGCCCAACUCACCGUCACUGCAGCAGCCGAGGACUCAUCCAGUAAUGGCAUGUCUGGUGAUAGCUCUGGGUUUGAGGAUGCGGCAGCCUUCCCCCCUCCUCCCCCACCCACAGAGAUCAGCCUCCUGGAGCUGCCACCCAAGAUGCUGCCUCAGCCCAGCACUGAGGCUGUUCAUGUCAAGGAGCUGGAGAUCUGGCCCAGUGUCUCGGCCCUGCCUCCAGUACAGUUGGGCUCAGAGGUGGAGGACAAAGGGAAAGGGUCUGUACAGAAUGGCCAACUUCCACAUCCCUUGUCCCUUCCAAGCCCGCCUAAAGAGACCACACCACCACCCCAACCUGCUCCUGCACCUCUGCCCCAUUCUGACCCUAUGACAGAUGUCCAAAGUCCAGCCCAGGUGGCACCAGACUCACCUCCAACCACAGGAAAGCUGUCUCCAUCCCCUGGGAAGGAUGGCCCUCCUCUGCCUACCAAGCCCAAACCAAAGCUAGCUGGGAAUUUAGAGGAGGAGGAAGAAAAUUACAGGAACGCCACUCAGCUGAAGCAGCUGCAGGACCAGAUUCUUUUGGAGCAGCAGGAAGCAGCCAACUGGCAGCAGCAGCAGCAGCAGCAGCAGGAGCAGCAAGGCCAGGAAGUCCUGCCUCCAGCCGAGCAACCACCUCAGGAAGUGCCUCCACCUGCUCCAUCAACUCCACCUCUCCCCCCUCCUCCCUCCUUCCAGGAGUUGGAGAACAACGCAGCCAUGCAGGCCAGCACCUUCAACUACGCCCGGCCCAAGCAGUUCAUCGCUGCUCAGAGCCCCGGGGGGACUAGCUACGUCACCCAGUCCUCAGGCUCCUCAGGGUCCAGCCUGUCCUCCCCCCUGUCUCCUCCCACCCCACACAAGCCCUUCAACAGGGUCACCAUGCCCCCCUUCACCAAGGCCGGCAGCCUGGAGUCCCCGAGUUCUCCUUCCUUCCCGCCUCCACCGCCACCCUUCUUCAGCUCCAGUAACCUGUCCUCUCCAUCAGGCCCCGCCCAAGACUUCCCUCCUCCCCCACCUCCUCCACCUCCACCCAUGCCCAUGUCUCCAGCCCACUCAGAUUUGUCCUCGCCUUUCUCCUCCGUCCCUCCGUCUCCAGCCUCCAGCUUCCUGUCCUCAGUGUUGCCCGCCACACCUUCCUCACCUGGCAGUCCUACAGUUAAUGCCCUGGGCCUUCCUAAAGGCAACGGGACUGUCAAAGCGUUUCCCAGAAAGUCCUCGGGCAGUAGGACACCUCGCAUCGCCUCUGACUCGGACAUCCAGGGGUCCAAGGAUGCCGUCAUCCAGGACUUGGAGAGAAAACUGCGCUUUAAAGAGGAGCGCAUAAGCAAUGGUCAACAGAGGUUAACCUAUGAGGAGAAGAUGGCUCGCAGACUGCUGGGUGCUGACAACGCUGCCACAGUCUUAAACACACAGGACUCAGAGGAGGAGCCACAGGUCACACAGGCAGGCAAGUCAUCAGAUAGAGAAUCUUUCCCCCAAAAGGAAUACAAGGUGUCUAGCUUUGAGCAGCGCCUGAUCAGCGAGAUUGAAUUCCGUCUGGAGCGUUCUCCGGUGGAGGAGUCAGACGAUGACGUGCAGCACGACGAAGACUCUGCUGGCCAUGGGGUGGCACCAUCCUUCAACCAGAAACUCAAACACUUCAAAGUCUUUGAGGGCAUGCCUGUAACCUUCUCCUGCAAGGUUAAUGGAGACCCAAAACCAAAGGUCUACUGGUUUAAAGAUGGCAAGCAGAUCUCCAAGAGGAGCGAGCACUACAGGAUCAGCCGUGACGCUGAUGGAACCUGCUCUCUGCACACAGCUGCAGCCUCGCUGGAUGAUGACGGCAACUACACCAUUAUGGCAGGCAACCCCGAGGGCAGGGUGAGCUGCACUGGCAGGAUGAUGGUCCAGGCGGUGAACCAGCGAGGCCGUAGCCAGCGUUCCACACCUGGACACAUGCGCAGGCCCAGGUCCAGGUCUAGAGACAGCGGUGAUGAGAACGAUAACAUCCAAGAGCGUCACUUCCGCCCUCACUUCCUGCAGGCUCCCGGCGACCUCAUCGUGCAGGAAGGCCGACUGUGCCGAAUGGACUGCAAGGUGAGCGGCUUGCCCACUCCUGACCUCAUCUGGCAGCUGAACGGACAGACCAUCCGCCCUGACUCAGCUCACAAGAUGCUGGUGCGGGAAAACGGUGUGCACUCAUUGGUCAUCGAGCCAGUGACUAGCCGUGACGCAGGGAUCUACACCUGCAUUGCCAGCAACCGAGCCGGCCAGAACUCCUUUAACCUGGAACUCAUUGUUGCAGCUAAAGAGAUGCACAAGGCCCCUUCGUUCGUCGAGAAGCUGCAGAACACGAGUGUGGCGGAGGGUCAUCCCGUGCGACUGGAGUGUCGUGUCACAGGGGUUCCCUACCCACAAAUCUUCUGGAAAAGGGAGAAUGAAUCAUUCACUCACAACACCGACAGAGUCAGCAUGCAUCAGGACAACUGUGGCUACCUGUGCAUGAUAAUCCAGCCAGCCAUGAAAGAAGAUGCUGGCUGGUACACCGUGUCAGCCAAGAAUGACGCCGGCAUCGUAUCCAGCACUGCACGCCUCGAUGUCCACACUCAGUGGCAGCAGCCUAACCUCCCUAAGCCCAAGAAGGUGCGCCCUUCCACCAGCCGCUACGCCGCACUGACAGAGAGAGGCCUGGACGUGAAGGCAGCCUUCUUCCCUGACUCCAGCCCACUGCCACCCGGUGGCCUGGUGGAGAGUGACGACCUGUAGAGACCACAGGGAGGCGCGAGGAUGACCACGUCACCACAAAAAAGAAAAACCCUUAAAGCUGCCCUUACUCCCAGUACUCCUGAAACAGAUACUUUAUGACGGCGAGGAAGGGCAGAAUAUAACCUUGUCCACCUGAGGGACUCUAUCAUUGAACUGCAGAUACAGAACUAAAGGGUCGGUGGGCAGAGAGAGAGGCGGUGUUUUCAUGUUUUUAUAGUAUGACACAAACCAUGAUAUUACAGAAUUCAUCAAGUUUGCUUCAUUUUAUCAACUGGACCUGGAAAGUGAUUGAAGUGUUUACCACAAGAAAAGACUGCUCAUAAAUAUGCUCUCUCACGUUUCAUGAACUGUAUGGUUUCCUGUUUAAGUGCCUUUUAUGUAUGUAAAGAUAAAAACAAGUUGAAAUGAAACAUAGAAUUACUAUGCAUGUUCAAGUGGUGCCAUUUGCAAUACACAGGCUAAUACUGCAUCUAUAAGUAGCGCUCCACCCAACUAUGUGUAGACGUGGGACAUGCCGGAGAAAAGAUGACUUUAAGAGACUAAAUGACUCAAAGCAUCGUAGCUUUGAUGAAGGAGAGAACCCAGAACACAAAUGUUUAUUAUGUGGGCUUGUGUGGCACAGUGCUGAUAUCUACAGUAUCUGAUUGUAGUUAGAGUAUCUUACAGUCUCAGUGUUGUCAAGUCAUAAAUUAGCAUAGUAUUACAGAUAUUGGACAAGGCCGGGCCUUACAAACAGUAUGUUUAGUGGGGUUUUUUAGCAAAAGGGGGAAAAGGAUGUUUACACAUGAGUGAGAUCUGUCGGUUUGUUUGUGGGUGCAGCAGAAAUCUAGAAUGGUUGGAUUCAACAGACACAGAGCGAGACAGUGAUGGAAAAAGCAGGUUUUUGUGAUGGACAUCAACUUUAAUGUGGUAAGUGAACAUUUGAUGAAGGGAUGUGAAGCAGUGAGUGUGGCAGUGGUGAAGACGACAGUCGUGAUGGUGAAAAAUGGAAUAUAUGAAAAACUCUGGUGAUGGCGGGUCAUUUUGGUGAUUUUUUUUUUUUUCUUUCUUUGAUGGUUUAUUUUAGUGGUGUGAAUUGAAAUGUUCUCACUCAAGAGAGGGUGCUGUGAAAGGUUUCAGUGUAUUUGUCACACGCAUCACAGAUUGUCCAGUUUAUUUUUGUAUGAAAAAAAAAGACUAUUUACUUUCCCAACAAUCUUGACAUAACUUAUAUCAGCAACCUUUUUUUGUCAAACGUUCACCGAUAAAACUAUCUUUUCUGUAUCAUGAAGUUUUAUAAAUAUAUUUACUGCCUUAAAUCACUUUUAGGCUUAACGCAAACACAAUUUCUUUGCAUGUUAUUUUUUGGACACUUGUACAAUGCCAAACAAUCUUUACCAGGGUGUAUAAAAACACAACUUUUUCCGGUAUUCAGGGGCAGCAAACUCUCUAAGCUGAUGAAAAGUUAAAAGCAAGAUAUAUUUAUAUCUACUAUUUUUGUCACCUCUGUAAUACUAUACAAAGUGGACAUCUUUUUCUGUGUCUGUCCAGAGCUUGCAUCAGCUGACUGUUACUGUUACUGCACAUUUCUAUGCCAAUCAAUGCCUGUAUAUGGAUUGUUCUCCUGAUAUUAUUUUAGGUUAUGAAAGUUAAUAAAAAUCAAACUCUUCAGAGA
Molecule: messenger RNA, 6453 nt
Organism: Thunnus maccoyii (southern bluefin tuna)
Lineage: Eukaryota; Metazoa; Chordata; Actinopteri; Scombriformes; Scombridae
Gene: palld
Product: palladin, cytoskeletal associated protein
Exons: 24
Coding region: 357-4799 (1480 amino acids)
Source: RefSeq, a predicted model, not a curated record